Messenger RNA from Talaromyces atroroseus, 2766 nucleotides. RefSeq lists its product as hypothetical. Gene Ontology annotation, cellular component: prospore membrane. The coding region runs from base 1 to 2766 and encodes 921 amino acids. The transcript has 5 exons. Lineage: Eukaryota; Fungi; Ascomycota; Eurotiomycetes; Eurotiales; Trichocomaceae. The record is from RefSeq and is a predicted model, not a curated record. Gene Ontology annotation, biological process: protein localization to prospore membrane; ascospore-type prospore membrane formation.
AUGAGCAAUCCCUCUGAUGCUCGACCUUUCACCAAUGACACUAUCAUUCAAGAUGAAUCUGCUCUAUUUCAAGGCUUGGAUCCUGCGUCUUAUACAGCCCAACGCUUGCGCCAUGCCUCUUCGCAUCACCUGUACUUGACCUCACGCCGACAUUUCAUAGGGCCCAUCCCCGAGGACUGGAUACAUGGCCAUCAUCUCACAUUCUCGGCAAAGACUACUUCAUUUAACGAGGCCCCGCAAGCUUCCUUUCUCAACCAUGACACAAGCUCUACGAACGUGCAUCACGUAUCAGGAGUCAAUGAUGUCGAUGAUGGACUACCAGACAACGCCACACAAGGGUAUGAAGUCCCUAAUCAGGAUCACAAUGUGGAGAAUAACGAAGAUGCUAUGACCGAAACUGGAGCGACUGCACGAUCCAAUGUCAACACCGGGAGGACCUCAAGUGCUUUUGUUACUGCCAGAGAAGUUAAUUCUGCUGAGAAUAUAUUUGCUACGUCAGCAGAUCCAACUUCUUCAGACGGUCAAGCUUACGACUCGGGUUGGGUCGAUACGGAUCAUUCCCAACAACAAUCGUCUCUCGCGCCGAGUGCUUUACCGUCUACAAUAGGUGCGGGAUCUACGACGUCUCUCCUUCAAAACCAGCAUGAGAUAAAUACUCAAUCAGAUGCAUCGGUAAACACUCUACAGCCUCAGGAACCACAGCCUCAUACUGCGCAGGAGGGCAGAGCUGGAUCUGGUCCCCAAGACAGGGUGAGAGAAAGAAUUGCUCGUCUUAAUUUUGACGACAAUGUCCUUAACCAGCAACAACGCAUCCGUUCUCGAAUUGAACGAACACAGGACAAAGUCUCUGCCAAUCGGCCGCGUUGGAGCAAAGAAAGAGAAGGUGAAAUGGUUAGAGCACAAAAAAUGCUUGUACGGGUCGAGGAAACAUCGCAAACCCUUCCGUCAGAUUAUUCCGAAAACGUUAGUUUGCGGACCGAGACACGAGAGCUAACGAAAUGGCGCGAAUAUAUUGUCGUCUGCCGGAAAAGUAUCGACGAAGAUGCACUUUUCACGCUAAAGAUGUACAAAACUCGAGUCAUACAAGACGUGGACAGGUCUAGAGAAUCAGCUUACUAUGAAGUUCCACUCAACAGAAAAAGCACCAAAGCCAACCUGUACUCUUCUCUUGACAAAACCUGGGCUUUAUGGCAUCCCCAAAAGCACGGUCCACACCAUGAUGAUCAGAAUCUACCCCGGGGUUCGAAAGAGAAACUGGCCGCCAGUGCAGUCAUUGAAAACUGCAUAAAAGUUUUAAAAGGCCGUAGCGAGUGGGCGCAAGCACUUGAGAAGUGGUCGAAAACGUCAAAAAUGGGGUUGGCAUGGAGACGGUUCGAUCGUCUGGAAUGGAUCCAUGGAUCUCAUGAAGAUGAGAUGUAUGGAACUAUUGCAAUGCAGAAUUCUCAUGAUCUCGAGCUAAGGUCCAAGCAUCACUACCCAUCGACGAUAAAAUCGUCAGAUGGUGAGGAGGAAGAGGAGCCUGCUCCCAUCGAAGGCUUCCUCAUCCGUCUCACGUCACAGCGCGGUGUACAACAAAGACUGGGAAAGACAUUUUCUAAGCGACAAUACUAUUUCAGUCAGGAUCGAUUUCUGUGUUUUUGCAAACCAUCUAAAGCAGUGCCUCCCCAUCCACCCGACAGAGAUAUAGUGGAAACUUCCAUCCCAUCGUAUCAGGAAAUUGCUAAACGAAAUCCUCUGCAAUACGAUAUCCACCCUUACCAAAUCCAAGAUGGGCGAAUUACAUGGCUUAGUAGUGGGAAUACAGAAUUCUUGCGACGACAUGACGAAGAAGCCUUUGCCCAGUUCGGACGCAAUAUUGCCAACUUGAAGAAUUCGGAAGGUCUUAUCGAUCUGUGCCAGGUGAACAAGGUGCAACCGUCAGGCGAUUCUGGUAGUGUCCAAGUUUUCGCAGAGGGACAAAAUACAAUAGACGCAGGUCGUGGUGAAGGCAAUAGAUUUGAACUGGUCUUGGUAUCUGGUCUUGUAGUACGCUUCAAAGCGUAUAACAUCGAAACACGAAAUGAGUGGGUAAAACGUCUCACGGCCCUUGUCAAUUACUGGAAAAACCGAGUGAUAGCAGAUGCAGGAGAGCUGAAAGCAAUCCGUCAACGCAAUCUCGAGAUCUUGGGCAUUGAUGAAAGGAUGGAAUCAAUUUUCGGGCAGUUUGCCAGUAAAUGGGAGAUUUCAGGUUAUCUGUAUCGUAAGCCUCGCCGGCAUUCAACUUUCCAUCGCUGCCAGGUUAUCUGCACAUCCGGACAACUUUUAGUCUUUCAAGAUGUUCUUCGCAAACUCAACGGUGUCGAGAUUCCGCAUAUUCACAAGGAGCGAGUGGCUACACUUGACCUACAAAAUUGUUAUAUCUACUCAGGGCUCAUAACCGAGAAAGAUCUCCUGUAUACCAACCAAACUUUUGAUAAUAAUUACCCUGGCCACCAUGCAUUACCGCGAAUCUAUCUUGCUCAGGACGGUUGGACUAGUCGGGAUGAAGACACGGCUGUCUGUUUUGUGAUCUGGCAUCCGAUACGCAAGAGUCUAUUCCGAGCGUCCGAAGUGAAAGGGAAUAAAACCAACAGAAUACUUCGUCGCGUUUCAGCACUUGGCGUACCAGGACGAACGGUUGUCUUCAAAGCUAGAAGCCGUCUUGAACGAGAUCGAUGGGUGGCAUGUAUAGAAUCUGAGAUUAACAGAUUGCAGGACCAACAGGGGGAGGAUGUACGGAUUGUAUAG